GCGACACACGACAUACAAAAAUACAGACAGGCAACAACGGCAGCUCAGUUUGUUUGUGUUGAGUGUGAGCGAGUGCGAGUGGAACAGUCGAAGUGUGAGCUGAGCCAAGCGAGGUCUGUGAGCGUGCACACGAGGAUUGGGACCGCAGCUGCACGCAGCACGCACGUGGUGGUUGUGGUGAAGGUCUUUCGCACGGCGUCUUGAGCACAGCCGACGAUGAGCUUGCAAAGCAAGUUUGAGCAGUUUCGCACUCGCGUUGGCGAGUUUAAAGGCAAGCUAGCUGAUCGCCAGAAGAAGGCAGCCUUCCUCGAUGAUGGCGACCAGCAGUUGGAGCAUGAGGUGUUUGGGAUGCGGGAUGGCCUGAAGGUCCUGUUGGCAAAGGAGCACGAGCAUCAUCCCGUGGACGAGCGCAAGAUACCACUGUACAACCUCGGGGCGAAGAUGAUGCAGGCGGGGAAAAACAUCGGCGACACCACCACAUUCGGGGCCUUCUACACAAAAGUGGGCCGCCUUCAGUUGGAUCUGGGACAAAUGCAGUGCAUGCACAACAAAACUGUCCACGCGCAAGUGCACGAACCGCUUCGCGCCGACCUGGAGCAGGACUUUCCGAAACUGGCGCAGGCACGCAAGAAGUUACAGGCGCAGCAUCAGGAAAAGGAUGCCGCUUCCGCCAGGUUUGCGCAGGCAUGUGCGAAGGUGCACAAGCAAGGAUACAGCGGGUCUGGGGGCAAAGUCGACAACAUCAAGGAGGAGAUGGAAGAGGCGAUGGCCGCUCUCCAGUCAACCAAGACGCAAUACGUUGAGCAGCUGGUGGACGUGGCCGCGCGGGAGCGCUUUGUGAUGGAAAAACUGCAGCACAUGCUUGAGGAGCAACUCCGCCUACACGAGAGUGCAUGCGAGCUGAUCCGCGCUGCUUUGCCGUCAUUGCGGGAACUCAAGGACACGGCCGCCUCCCGCAAAGUCUUUGGAGUGGGGCUGCCCUCGAGCGGCGUUGACCCGGUCCUCGCGCAGCUCGCCGCCACCAUCAACCGCGAUGGCCUCAAUGUGCAGGGCCUCUUCAGACGCGCAGGCUCCGCUGUUGCCAUUCGACAGCUCAAAGCCGAUCUGAACAGCAAGCGCGCGGACCUUCGCACGCGCUGCACCACGGAGCGACAGAUGCACGCUAUUGCCAACGCCUUCAAGAUGUAUCUUCGCGAGAUGCCCGACUGUCUGUUGACGACGGCGCUGUACCCAGAGUGGAUGGCCGCUGCCCGCACUCCAGACCACAACGACCGCCUUUACGCAAUCCAGGCUCUUCUGGAGAAGUUGCCGCGUCCAAAUUUCGUUACGCUUCGCUUCCUCGCCCGUUUCUUGCAUCACGUCAGCCUUCACGCUGAGCAAACGAAGAUGGAAGCGCGCAACCUUGGCAUUGUCAUUGGUCCAAAUCUUGGCUGGCCGGCGGAUCAUGAGACAAAUGCCAUGUACUCUGCAACAGAUAGCGGCCCGCUGAGCAGUUUGUGCGAGGCCUUCAUAACCUACAACGAAUGGCUCUUUCCCAAAGAGGAAGGCGAGCUUGCUGGCGACAUCACGGACCCAUAUUCCGUUCCAAACGCCCCGCCCCCUCCGCCAGCAGCCCGCCGCGCAUCCUCCCUCCUCGUGAACUUGCCACCAACACCAGACACCACAGGGACCGCUGCACCACAGCCACCAUCACCGUUCGUGCCCAACCCGGGGGCGACCACCACUGCGGCCACAGCAGCAACCGCAACGCCACCAUCGACAACACCGCUUUCGUCCACGUCGAGUGCGCCGCCGCCGUUGCCAUCUCCCAUGUCCAAACCAUCGCUCGUUCUCGGACACGGCCACAGUGGCAACGAUGGUGGUGAUGGGGAUGGUGGUGAUGGGCAUGGUGAUGGGGAUGGUGGUGAUGUGUUCACCGGCAGCAGGCGUCCUGCCACCACGAGUGGUGCCUUUGAUUUCGAUGAUGAUGAUUACGAUGAUGAUGACGAUGGUGCGCGGUCAGAAGAGGACUGGGACGAUGAUGUUGACGACGAUGGUGCCGACACCAGCGGCGGUACGCACAUUACUACAUCCCAUGUUAAAGCAGUACACCAGCAACUCCACCAACACCAACAGCGGCAGCAUCCACCGAACAGUGCUUUGCCACCAAAACCAACACUUAAGCCCGAGCGGCCCCGCCCACCAGCCAGACCUCCGCGACCGGCACCCCCUGGUCGACCAAAGGCUCCUCUCCUGCCCCCAAAACCCGGAAAACCAUGACGCAAUCAAGGCGCCAAGGGAAAGAAGGCAAGCAAGGCAGUGUGCAAGCCUGAAUGCACGCACACACACACACGCAGCAAACACAAACGCAGCAAAUGCAACUCAAACCACACACUGUUAAUCGCACAGCAAAGACACACACACACACACACACAUGCACGUUGCGCAUCAGGUUCGCGCGUUCUAUGUUCAAGUGCCAGCUCAACAAGACCAUAAACAACACAAACGCUUAACGUGCACGUGCACUCGUGUGUUAAAAGCGGAUGAAUGCCCAUAAUUGGUGUGGUAACG
This is a messenger RNA of Salpingoeca rosetta, 2550 nucleotides long. RefSeq lists its product as uncharacterized. Gene Ontology annotation, molecular function: GTPase activator activity; protein binding. The record is from RefSeq and is a predicted model, not a curated record. Bases 217 to 2259 code for a protein of 680 amino acids. Gene Ontology annotation, biological process: regulation of Rac protein signal transduction; positive regulation of GTPase activity; regulation of actin cytoskeleton organization. The transcript has 16 exons. Gene Ontology annotation, cellular component: cytoplasm; intracellular anatomical structure. NCBI's taxonomy places the organism in Eukaryota, Choanoflagellata, Craspedida, Salpingoecidae.